Molecule: messenger RNA, 1890 nt
Organism: Bufo bufo (common toad)
Lineage: Eukaryota; Metazoa; Chordata; Amphibia; Anura; Bufonidae
Gene: ZFAND6
Product: zinc finger AN1-type containing 6
Exons: 7
Coding region: 241-987 (248 amino acids)
Biological process (GO): protein targeting to peroxisome
Molecular function (GO): zinc ion binding; polyubiquitin modification-dependent protein binding; DNA binding
Source: RefSeq, a predicted model, not a curated record
AAGUGGGAAAGAAGGAAGUGACUGACACCGGUAACGCUUCUCACGGUGGCCUGGGCUUGCUGUUUGUGUUACCUGGCGAGAGGCAAACAGUAGGAGCUGACGAUCGGCGACACGGAGGCGGGAAUCCAGGGCUGCGGGGGUCGCGGCGCUCUCUGCUCUAGGCCUCGCACUGAUACAGCUUCCUCCGGGGACUGCUUACCCAGGUGACCCCCCCCGACCUGUGUGUGAGCUGCAUGGUGGAUGAACAUGGCGCAGGAGACAAACCAUAACCAGGCUCCUCUACUUUGUUCUAAUGGUUGUGGCUUUUAUGGUAACCCACGUACCAAUGGCCUGUGCUCGGUCUGCUACAAAGAAUUCCUCCAGAGACAGAACAGCAGCAAUGGCAGAAAUAGUCCUCCAGUGGUGUCAGUGGGAAGUGGGGUGGAGGCGUCCACUCCGCAGCAUGUAGCUAGUUCAAAGGUGGAUGAACCUGCAGAACCUGUGGCCCCCCAGACACAGGCCAGUUCUCUUCCCCAGUCAGAGUCGACCUCUUUGCAAGAAGAAACCACAGAUGACAGAACUGCAGAAUCGAAAGAGGCACAAGAUUGCAGACUCUCAGAGAAGGGUUUCAGUUUUUCAAGCGUAGAAAAGGGGGGAGUUCAGCACAGUGUGUUGCAAGAAGGCUCGAGAAGGGGGAAGAGAAAUCAUAAUGACACAGAACAGACGUUAGACAGUGCUGAUGCUUCAGCUUCCGAUAGUGGGCAGAAUUCUACUGAAGAACAAGAGCGCUCCCCACAAAAGGCCAAAGUCAAGAAGACGAACCGUUGCCACAUGUGCCACAAGAAAGUUGGGCUCACAGGAUUUGACUGCCGAUGUGGGAAUAUAUUCUGUGGGACACACCGCUACUCUGAUGUGCACAGUUGCUCCUAUGACUAUAAAGCUGAUGCAGCUGAAAAGAUCAGGAAAGAAAACCCUGUUGUGGUCAGGGAGAAGAUCCAGAAAAUUUGAAAGUGAGCUUCAGUCUGUGUCCUGGAUGCCACCAGCAUUGUGGUGUGGACUGUUGUGGGACAAUAAAGUCAUACAACCCACCUUUACCAUCUUGACUCUACAUCCAGGGAUACGGCUCCUUCUUUAUCAUCUUGCUCCUUUUUUUUUUUCCCCCUUUUUUUCUUAUUACAGCUUUCCAGAAUCCUUACCAUUGAAACAAGGAUAAACCACAAAAACUUUAAAGACUUCGAACUGUCUCCAGGGUUUUCCAUACUGUGCACAACUGUUUAUGAAGAAGAGAGGAUGUGAUGGAGUGUAAAGUACUCUGGAUGUGGCUUCUUGUUCCAUCUCUGGCGUCAGACUCCUGACUCUACUUUAUUCCAUUCUAUUCAUCCCAAAACGAAACAGAUCAACAUUUUAUUGGACCAGUUUAAUCAUGUGUGCUUGAGCUCUGGUGAAGUGCCCUUUUCAACAGAGGAGCAUUUAUUUUAUUUUUUUUCCUUUACUUCUUCUGCAUCAUAUUGUGUGAUUGAGUGGGUGAUUUACGAAAGGAAAUCUUAAAUUCUAGAAGAAAAAGCGUAUCCAUUUUAGUGUUGGAAUCUUUUCUUUCCCCAGCGGGUCCUGCAUGUGUUUGCUCAGAGGCCAGCUUCCACGGCGGCUUCAGAUGAUAAUGUCACGAAUGUGGUGGGCAGUGUGAGUUGUGAACAGGGAAGAGUUCCAUUGUGAGUCUGAAAGGCUGGACCCACCAAACUGAGCAGUUAUUUCAAAGGCCUUCCGUUUGCUUCUGGCCGUUAAACAUUUAUAAAUUUAAAAUAUUUUUGUUUCAUUUUUAUAGUAGAUAUAAUCAAACGCGUGAGUGCUGGCCACAUAAUGGCCUCUCACCAAAGGUUUUAUGUUUAUGUCCGUUUGAUUUAAAUAAAAUAU